CUUUUCUUUAUGAGAUGUCGACACAAAGCUAAUUUAUUUAUUUUUAAUUUUCUAAUAAACAGUAAAAAAGGUCAAUUUUUAGGGAUAAGAUAAAAGUGUAAAAUUGUAUGGAGAUUAUAUUAAAGUUAUCACUUUAGGAAAGGAUAGGAUUUUAAGAUGAGUUUUUGCGUGCCGGUUAAAUCUAAAUGUCAAAUAAGAAGCAUGCGACAACAGCCAGUGUCCUGCUUAAAAUCGAGUACAAAACGAUGUUUUUUAUAUUGUUUACAUUGAAUUAGGGUGCUACGUUUAAGAGCGCAUGCCGUUUUUGGGUAAUUAAUCGCGAAUCUUACAGGACGGGACACAUGGUAAAAGAGGAAAAUGUUAAAAUUCGGCUCAAAAGGUGACAGCAAUAUUGUUUAUAAAUGUACAGUUAGGUUAUUAGAGGAUACCGAGAUUCUUGAAUGUGAAUAUAGGCCACAUCAUAAAGGUAAAUACCUAUUGGAAUAUGUGUGUCAACAAUUAAAUUUAGUUGAGCAAGAUUAUUUGGGACUACGUUAUGUGGAUUUGGCAGAACAAAGGCAUUGGUUGGAUCUUGGAAAAUCAAUUUGUAAACAAGUUAAAGAUCUUGACCCAGUGCUGUUUAGUUUUCGCGUAAAAUAUUACCCGCCUGAUCCGUUCCAUUUAAAAGAAGAGAUAACACGUUAUCAAAUUUUUUUACAAUUAAAACGAGAUCUUCUCCAUGGGCGACUUUAUUGCGUACCAAACGACGCAGCAAUGUUGGCCGCUUUGAUAAUCCAGGGCGAAUUAGGCGACCACGAUCCUGAAGUACAUCUGGGGAGUUAUAUUUCUGAUUUUAAAAUUCUCCUUAAACAAACUGAAGCCAUCGAAGAUAAAGCUAUGGAAAUUCAUCAAAAACAAUUGAAAGGAUGGAGCCCUUCUCAAGUUGAAAAUACAUUUUUAAAGCUUGCUUCGCAAUUGGAUACUUACGGUGUUGAUCCUCAUCCUGUUAAAUUUCAAGAUAAUCGUACUAAUCAAUUAUACUUGGGUAUAAAUUAUAGCGGUAUAUUAACGUUUCAAGGAAGCCGAAAAACGCAUCAUUUCCGCUGGUCGGAUAUACAAAAGAUUAAUUAUGAAGGAAAAAUGUUUAUAAUCCACUUGAAUCAUAACGAUAAAAAGCACACAGUUGGUUUUAAAUGUCCAACUGGAGCCGCUUGUCGUCACGUUUGGAGAUGUGCCAUUGAACAAAUGUUAUUUUUUACAUUACCUACCAGUUCAGAUGCACCGUCCGUUGUAACAGGUGGCGGAUUUUUUUCUUGGGGUACCAAAUUUAAGUACACCGGAAGAACGGAAAAAGAAAUUUUAGAAGACAACGCCAAUUUAAAUAGAGAAGAACCAAGCAUACAACGAACCGCCAGCCUUAGGAGGAAAGCCUCAAGCGUACCGGCCACACCUUCAACUCCUUUACAACCGCAUUUAGGUUAUAGCAGUUUGCCACGGUCCAGUCACUCGGAUGUAGGAGGAUCUAGAAUUGAAAAUAGCAACAGCGCUGGGUUAUUAUCUAGUUUGGAUACUCCUCCGCAACAGUAUGGUGAUAUUGCUUCACUGGAGACUGUUACUGAAGAUCAAGAAGCUGGUGGUGUUGCAAAAUUACGAACUACAGUGUUAAAAGAAGAUUCAAUGGAUCGUUUUAGCGAUUAUUGUUUCCGAGAUUCAUUUGAGCAUUCAUCAUCGGAAUCUCAAUUAAUAGAAAAUAAUUAUAGAGGUUAUGAAACGAAUCAUCCAUCGCAUAGAUCGAGCAGGAGUCAAACGCCGCUUUCGCAUUCGCAGGUGGACGGUCGUAUAUGUUUGCCGAACGCGACGUUUACUACGCAAAAAUCGGUUCAAAAGCCGCGCGCUUUCAACGUGAUGAAAGCAUUCAUCCCUUCCUUUAUAAUAGUGGUAGUAAUUGUUUUGUUAGCCACCGUUGUAAUGCUAGAAACUGAUAGUGAGCUGUUCGGAAGCCUUAGAAGUAUACCUGAAAUCGAAUCGUUAAAAUACCACUUUUACGAGCCCGUGAAGAAGUUUUUUCGUGACAAAGUGCGCUUCUGAUCGGGCUGUUGAAGCUGUACUCCCGUACCUUUGGAAAACAUUCCAGUUCUUGCUUAUAUUUCUAUUGGGCUUUAUGUUUUAUUAAAAAAAAAAGAUUUAGAGAAAAAAAAGGAAGUUGAAUCGAUGUAAUUAAAAAGAGAAUAAAAUAAAAUACAAAGGCAGAAAAUUAUUCAUAUAGUAUAAUAUAUAUUUUGCGAAAAUUUUGCAAUACCGAAAAUACGAAGUGUGUGUGCGUACGCGUUUAAAUGUACGUCCGUUUACAAAAAUUUCACUUUUUUUUCGUUCGAUUUAUUCCAUUUUUCAGAGAGGUGUAACAUAGUUCCUGCUCGCUGUAGCUGCUAAUAACAAAAAAAAAAUAAUGUUACAACUUUUUAAAUAAAUUUUCGAUCAUAGGUUUUCAAACAAGCACAAACUGCAUUUACUUCUUCUUGUUAUCGAAUCGUUAGCUAAUGAAUCUCUUAGAAUCUCUAACUACAUAUUCCGUUUACAUUUAUUUCUUAUUAAUUUUAUGGCACUUGUGUCGGGUUUCUCUCGAUUACACCUUCACGGGUUCCAAAUAUGUUUAUCUGUGAUCUGAUCUCAAAUAUAUAUUGCUGAUAGAAAAUGUGUACAAAACAUAAUAAAAAAAGUGAAAACGAAAGUGACUCCUUAAAAAAAUAUGCUAGAAAUAUAAAGGUGCAAUCAAAAAAUUUUUUUUCUUGUUAAGUUUUCUAUUUUACUUUUAUAUUUUAUACGCUGUUUCGUUUCUAAAAUAAUUUUGUGGGUCCAUGUAAUACAAAAUGUAUUUUUAAGAUGCACAAUUACUACUCAGAGUUAAGGUUAUGUUUAAUAUUUCAAAUAAUGAUAAAAAUAACGAGAUCUAUUUUAAUUAUAUACUUUAUCGUCGCAUCUAAAACAUAUUGAUAAUACAAAUUUAAUUGAAAUAUUUAACGUAACCUUUAAAUUAUUUAAAUUAUUUGUUAUUGUUUGUUAUUUACCGAUUAAUAUACAAGGAUAUUUUAGAUUUAAGAGAGUUAGGGGCUGCAUUUAGAAUACUUAAUGAUAAAUUUUGGGGAGGUAAAAGGGCCAGUUUGCGUUCGGAAAAUAUAUUUGCCAAGCAAUUAAUAUCAAAAAAUAAAAUAAUAACAACAUUCGAAACCUCCAUUCUCUUACUCUACUCGUAGAUCGUCCGUACAACGUGUUUCCUUUAAGAAAUCUCCUUUUUAAGCGUUAUUUUUUCAUGUCCUAAUCUCUAAUGAAUCUAGGUAAUUUAACGUACACCUUUUUGCCAAAUAAAUAAACUUAAGUCAAUUAAAUGUU
Molecule: messenger RNA, 3366 nt
Organism: Onthophagus taurus
Lineage: Eukaryota; Metazoa; Arthropoda; Insecta; Coleoptera; Scarabaeidae
Gene: Frmd5
Product: FERM domain containing
Biological process (GO): actomyosin structure organization
Cellular component (GO): cytoskeleton
Molecular function (GO): cytoskeletal protein binding
Source: RefSeq, a predicted model, not a curated record